UGGCUGGAGCGUUCACGCUCCGAGUGUGGCUCGUGGUCGCAUCUGGGCCUUUUCAAAUCGGCGCCGGGCUAACGGAAAGAUUUUCUAUUUUGUACAUUGUUUUGUAUAUACUGUAUAUGAUGUCUUCAGUGGGCAAUGACCGAUCUCGUGGCACUCGGGACAAGAUACAGACUCAGACAUGCGCACAGAUACAGAAACCAGUACAGGCUACAGCAGAACAAAUUCGACUUGCCCAAAUGAUCUAUGAUAAGAAUGAUGCAGACUUUGAAGAGAAAGUGAAGCAAUUAAUGGAAGUCACUGGAAAGAACCCAGAUGAAAGCAUAGUUGCACUUCAUGACUGCAAUGGUGAUGUAAACAAAGCAAUCAACGUACUGCUGGAAGGAAAUUCAGAUACGACUUCAUGGGAGACUGUAGGCAAAAAGAAAAGUCUUGGAACUGGUAAAGAUGGCCUUCUAGAAAAUAAAGAAAACCGAGAGAAGCGUGGAGAUAAAGCAAUUCGGGGUCGUGCAGCCUCUUCUAGACGAGGGAGAGGAAGUCAAGGCAGGGAUUACAGAGUUGAGGAAAAUGGAGUGGAUGUUAGUCCAAGUGAUAAAUUUGCAGAGCGAGGCAGGCGUGGCCGUGGCAGAGGAUUUCGUGGACGUAAUAGAGGUAGGGGAGCAGGAAGAUUUUCAGCACAAGGUAUGGGAACCUUUAACCCCAUAGACUAUGCAGAUUCUGCAACAAAUAAUGGUUUUGGAACAACAUCUGAAAUUUGGGAGGCGAGUCAAAAUAAUGGAACAGGUGCUUGGCAGAAUUCCAUGGAGGACUGGGUUACUGAAGACUGGAAUGAAGAUCAGCUGACAGAAACAAAGGUCUUUACAGCUUCCACUCUUGCAAGAAUGGAGAACCAAGUCACUCCAGGGUUGAGCACUGAUCUAGCAACAUUGCUUCAAAAACCCUCAACUGAUACUGUAACAGAAACCAACUCGUGUGAAGCACCCCAACAGGCAAACCUCACUCAGUCACUGGUGUUCACUAAUUCCCAACAUGAUGAUCCAAUUUCAUCGGUGGAAGGCAACUCCAAUGCUGUGAAUUCCUACACUCAGAACCUGUCUCCUGGGUUUGUGGAACUUUCAGCUACAAAUAUCCCCAAUUCUUCAGCUUCGCAAUUACUUGAGCAGUUGAAUUCAUCUAGUUUGGUAGAGAUUUCUGAACAGGCCAGGAAAACAAGUAACAACACUUCUUGGGAAGACCAAUCAACUUCACAGACAACAGUCCUGAGCCAGUUUGAUUUCAAGACCCAGCCUGAGCCUUCACCUGUUUUGAGCCAGAUGACUCAACGGCAACAGCAGACCUCUGAACCAGUAUUAAAUACCUAUUCCUCUCAGAUCAAGUUAAGAGAAUUGACUCCUGUUGACAGCACUGCUGUUAAAAUUAUACAACUGCUACCUAUCUCCACAGACAAUCAAAUAACCAAUGUUCAACAUAUACAGCAAAAACAACUUAAAACACAGAAGAGGAAGAUACCAACAUCUUCUAAAAUUCCUGCAUCUGCUGUUGAAAUGCCAGGAUCAGUUAAUGUCUCUGAGUUGAAUGUUCAGUUUGGAGCCUUAGAGUUUGGAUCAGAGCCAUCUCUGUCUGAAUUUGGAACAGGAAGCAAGGAAACCAUCAAUCAGGCUCAAAACCACUUGUUCUCAAAUUCUGUAAGUGAUUCGAUGUCACAGUUUUUGUCGAUAUCGAGUGCGGUUCAAGAAUCAACCGAUCCAUCUUCCAUCAGCUCUUGCAGCUCAACAAUUGCUCAGGUUACUUCAGUGACUUCAACAGUUGAUCAGAGUUCAGUGCAUGGAAUACCUUAUCAGAACUCCCUUGGUGCACCUCAAAAGGAAGCUUCCUCACAGAUUGGUCUUGGAACACAACAGGCACUCGAAGCUACAAUUUGUCCCAAUGUGAAAUCCGCUGAAUCUCCAUCUUUGUCAAGUGUGAAUUCACUAUCUACCGGAGUGUCCACUGCUUCUCUUCUGCCUACAGUAUCGCAAUAUUCUGCUAGCUUGUCCAGUUUGAACCAGACCAUCGAAUUGCCCAGCAGCUCCAUUUCGCAACUUAGCACUUCCUUGCCAAGCCACCAAAGCAGCAGCCUUACUCCUGCCUCUUCACUAACUACAAGCUCACCCAAUGCACAUGCAAAUAUUGACAGCAGCUUACAGACUUCUGAAACUUUCUCCACUGCUUUGACAUUUACCACAGCCACCACCUCAGCAGUCAGUGCCUCCAGCAAUCUAAACACUACAAACAGCCUUGGACUGAGUGCAGCGAGUGUAUCCAUGCCAACUGCUACUACACGAGCAGUUCCCUCUGUUUCUUCAGGGAAGGCUCCACCAAAUCUUCCUCCAGGUGUGCCUCCUAUUUUACACAAUCAGUACAUUGUUGGACCAGGGGGACUACUGCCUGCAUAUCCAAUCUAUGGGUAUGAUGAUCUUCAGGUACUUCAAUCCAGGCUACCUCUGGAUUACUAUGGAAUGGCAUUUCCUGCACCAGCUGCAGCACUUGCUGGCAGAGAUGGAAGUCUUGCAAGCAACCCUUAUUCAGGCGAUCUAGCAAAGUUUGGCAGGGGUGACUCAGCUUCACCUGCACCAGCAACCACUCUUUCCCAACCUCAGCAAAAUCAGGCUCAUCACACCACUCAGCAAGCCUUCUUAAAUCCAGCUUUGCCACCAGGAUACAGUUACACAGGAUUGCCGUAUUAUGCUGGUAUGCCUGGUGUUCCAAAUACAUUCCAGUAUGGGCCUGCCAUGUUUUUACCUCCAGCAGCUGCAAAGCAUGGAGUGAAUAUGAAUACCGCUUCAGCUUUUCAACAGGCAGGUGGCUAUGGACAGCAUGGAUAUGGGACCGGUUAUGAGGAUUUAAACCAAGGGGGUGGAGCUGGAGAUUACAGCAAAGGUGCCUAUAGUGGGUCUACUCAAGCACAAACCAAAUCAGCUGCAGCUGGACCAGGGAAAGGUAUUUCAGUGAACUCUUCUAAUAUUGUUCCUGAUAUGAGUGGCUCAGUAUACAAGACUCAGUCUUUUGACAAACAGGGAUUUCAUGCUGGUACGCCACCUCCAUUCAAUCUGCCAUCAGCACUUGGAGCAACAGGUACCUUAAACCCUGGUGCAGCUGCAGGGUAUGCUCCACCGUUUUUGCACAUUGUGUCAGCUCACCAGCAGCCUCACUCUCAAAUGCUACAUCAUCACCUGCAACAGGAUAAUCAGGGUGGAUCUGGACAACGCAAUCAGCAGAACAGCAUACCACAGAAGUCUCAGGUUAACAAACCCAACUAUGGCAACUCCCCGUACUGGGGUAACUAAACUGCAAGUUAUUGCCCCCUUCUAAAAAGAGGGAAGAAAACUAGUUGGCCAAAUGUCUGUGUUGUGGGGGGAGCUGAAAUCUUAACGUACCUUAAAUGUGACAGUUGCCUGCUUUUGAUUUGCUGUUGUAUGUAAUAUAUUUAUGUAUGUAUUUGUAUAUGUAAUAGAGCCUAGAUGUGGUUUCUGCACUUGAAGCCUUUCUUCAUGGGGGAAGAUUAAUAAACAUUCAAUAACAAUGUAUAUUUGUUUGAGCUCUGUGGGCUUUCUAAAUGGACAGUGUUUUCCAGUAUUGAAAAUGGGUUUUCCUUGUUUUAAUUAAGUUUAUGAAGAAUUCCAUGAAGGGGUGGGGGAAUAGCAGUUUAGAAAUCCAGAUUCUGUGCAUAAUGUUUUUUAGACCUAUCCUUUAAAUUUGUAUUGAUCAAACUUGGACUACCUUAAUUUUAAGUUUGCCACCAGAUUCUGUGGAUGAUUUUCAAACAUCUGUUUGGAAACAGUUGUUUUUUUAAAAGAAAUCAUUGUCCUUCUAAGAACUGUAUUUAUCUUUGGUAUUUAUUUAAUAUUUCAAUGCACAGGCUCCAAUAUGUCAAAUUAUGUACAUUUAUUUGGUAUGUUUCCCUUCUUACCUACGUUAAGAGCUAGUAGUUUUGAAAAUCUUUGCUUCCACUAUAAAUGUCCCAUCCAGCAAUUCUCCUCUUAAUAUCAGGAGCCAAAGUGGUAAAUAUUUCAGUUGAAUUUCCUUUAAACCCAAAGAAAAUCUAAUAAAAGCUCUGAGCAAUUAAA
Molecule: messenger RNA, 4103 nt
Organism: Hemiscyllium ocellatum (epaulette shark)
Lineage: Eukaryota; Metazoa; Chordata; Chondrichthyes; Orectolobiformes; Hemiscylliidae
Gene: ubap2a
Product: ubiquitin associated protein 2a
Exons: 28
Coding region: 117-3323 (1068 amino acids)
Cellular component (GO): nucleus; cytoplasm
Molecular function (GO): protein binding
Source: RefSeq, a predicted model, not a curated record